GGGCGGGGAGCGGGAGCCGCGCGGGGCACGCCGGGAGGCGCCGUGAGGGGGUAUAAGGGCCGGCGGCCGCCGCCAUCUUCCUCUCGGCAGCGCGCAGCCAUGGGCCACCAGCAGCUCUACUGGAGCCACCCCAGGAAAUUCGGGCAGGGCUCUCGCUCUUGCCGCGUGUGCUCCAACCGCCACGGCCUCAUCCGCAAGUACGGGCUCAACAUGUGCCGGCAGUGCUUCCGCCAGUACGCCAAGGACAUCGGGUUCAUCAAGCUGGACUGAGCGCCGGCAGGAUGAGGCGACAGCCAGGAGCUCCCGGCGCGUCCCAGGCCCUCCCUGACACGUCUGCAGCGUCUCGGCUCAGUCUCACCUAAUAAAUGGUCUCCUAACCCA
This is a messenger RNA of Passer domesticus (house sparrow), 381 nucleotides long. It is a transcript of the gene RPS29, whose product is annotated as ribosomal protein S29. Lineage: Eukaryota; Metazoa; Chordata; Aves; Passeriformes; Passeridae. Gene Ontology annotation, molecular function: structural constituent of ribosome; zinc ion binding. The record is from RefSeq and is a predicted model, not a curated record. The transcript has 3 exons. Gene Ontology annotation, cellular component: ribosome; cytosolic small ribosomal subunit. Bases 100 to 270 code for a protein of 56 amino acids. Gene Ontology annotation, biological process: translation.